Messenger RNA from Triticum dicoccoides, 2418 nucleotides. Its product is annotated as protein CHLOROPLAST IMPORT APPARATUS 2-like. Lineage: Eukaryota; Viridiplantae; Streptophyta; Magnoliopsida; Poales; Poaceae. The record is from RefSeq and is a predicted model, not a curated record. Gene Ontology annotation, molecular function: protein binding. Gene Ontology annotation, biological process: regulation of DNA-templated transcription. Bases 613 to 1986 code for a protein of 457 amino acids. Gene Ontology annotation, cellular component: nucleus. The transcript is spliced from 3 exons.
UGAGUCGCGCCCGUCCCCCGAGGCCCGUAGUGGCGAACCCGUGAGCCCGUGACGCCCUGCUCCCUCCUGCCCUGCCCGCCGCAGAGCGUCUGCUCUGCUUCCCUCCUAGGCCCUCGAUUUAGCUCAGCUCGGUGGGUGCCCUGGUGAUCGCCUUUUCCCCCAGGAUCGCAUUUCUUUUCUCUAUUCUCUCUUCCGGCCGGCCGUCCUCUCCUCUCCUCUCCUCAAGCCGGGCGUCGGCGGCCUCCAGCUCCGAGCGGAGGCGGAAGCGGUGGUGUCUUUCUAGACAAGAAACAAUUCCUCGGUCUCCACGCUUGCUUUGGACUUUACCCUUUCCUCUGUUCCCCCUGGUUUUCAGCCAGGUACACGAGGCGUCCUCUUGUGGUUGCGGGGGUUUGGUGGGGGUUUGGGGGUCUCGCCUUUCCUGGCGGCGCAUCCACGCACCGAUUUCCCCUCCUCCCUCCUCCUGCGAUUUCGGGUCCAGAUUGAUUGAUUUCCGCCCGGAUUGCUUCCAUCACAUCACUCGCGAUCUUCUCCCCUAACCCCUCCUCAUCGGGCAGGAUUUUUUUCCUUUCUCUCUAGGGGGCUCCGCCCCGCAUCUCCCCGCUCCGAUCGAUGGCGUCGUCCUGCAUCCCGACGGGCAUCCGGCUGCCGGACCUGGACAUGGUCAAGGCGGCGGCGGUCGGGGCGUCGUCGGCGCCGGGCGCGGGGGCGGCGCCGCUGCGGCCGGCGCACUCCUCGGCGUCCUCGGCGCUCUCCGACGCCUCCAACUCCUCCUCGGCCUCCUCGCUCUCGCUCAAGCGGGCGCGCACGCCGCGGAAGCGCCCCAACCAGACCUACAACGAGGCGGCCGCGCUGCUCGCCUCCAUGUACCCCUCCGUCUUCCCCGCCGGGGACAGGGCGCCGCCGUCGCCGAGGCUCCUCGGCCUCGCCUCCGCGCUCGCCGACGACCCCUCCCGCGCGGACCUGCUCCCGCCCUUCCCCGUCCUCGGCAACGCCGCCUGCCUCCUCCGCGACGCCGCCGCGCCGCCGACCACGCCGCGGAGCCCCGUCCUCGCCAGGGCCUGCCCGUCGCCGGCGGCCGUCAGCAGCGCCUUCACCGAGUUCCGCGACUCCGCGCCGUCCCCCGGGACCCCUGACGGCGCCGCCGGCGCGGACGGGCCCGGGGAGCUCGACUAUGAGGAUGAUGACGACAGCUUUGACGCAGACUCUUUCCUCCUCGGCGGCCUCGACGAGGGCGCCGCCGCCGAGGGGAUCGAUGGUAUCAUGGGCAAACUCAGUAUGGAAAGCGGCAGCGAUGCCUCUUCCAUUAACCGUGUCCUCUCCAGCUCCGGCAUAGACCCCUACAUCAGAAACCUCAUGGUGCUCGGACUCGGGUUCCGGCGCUCCCGGUCCAACAUCAAGCAGGCGCUCAAGCGGCAUGACGAUGACAGCGAAUGGUGGAUGUGCCCUGCCAUUCCAUUGAAGGACAUUAUGCCGGCGCCUCCCCCAUCGAUGGAACCACCGCCGCCGGUGGAGAAGAAGAAGAAGAAGACUAAGAAGAAGGCGUUGAAGGACAUUGCCGCUGGGCCGUGCAUUACAUGUGUUAAGGAGGAAAUUCCUGACCCUGCUUAUGGGGAUGAUGGAAUUUUUGGACCGAAGGCGCCCAAGACAGGAUUGGGCCUGAGCCUCAACACUGAGGAGGUGCUGAAGGCGUGGUAUGACAGAGGCUCCGUGUUCGCUGACGGCAACAUACCUGAUGCAUCAUCCACUGAUGGGCUGGCUAAACUUUCAGACAUUGAACUGUUUCUAGAGAAUGGUGCUGCUGGUGCUAUCAGGGAAGGCAGCAUACAGAAAUUGAAGCACAAGCAGAAGCAGUGCACUCCCCUCCUCUCAAAUAAGACUCGGUACCAAGCACGGAAGGUGCACGCCGAGUCUCGUCCUCGGGUCAAGGGGAGGUUUGUCAGCCAGGCGGCUCUUCUGCAGAAAGCCGCGGAGAAAGAGACCUAGGGGAGGACGUUCUUGCUCCCAUGAACAUUCUGUCUUGGGAUUUCAUUUCAUUCCCCCUAGAAGUGAAGCAGAUGAGGGCUUCUUUUCUUUUCUGCACUUAUGUGAUCAUGUAGAGAGGGUAGAGAUUGCCUGUAGAGUGGCUUCUUUGUCAGGGGAUAACUGCUGGUUAGUUUCCCAGCUCAGAUGCUGCCGGGGCAAAGAAGGCCGUAAGCCAAAAACUUCGUAACAAUGGUACAGUGCUGUGGCAAUGACCAAAGUGCUUCUGUACUUUGCUUCAGUCUUAUGCUCUGAACUCUCUGAAGGAACUGCACCGGGUGCUAGUUUUGUACAAAACUGAACCUGCAAAAUUUGUUAAACUUCAGGGAGCAUUUGAUUCGCAAGAAUUCUAAAGCAUGUGAAUAGAAAGAAAGAAAAAGUAGGAUUAGAAUGUCA